This is a messenger RNA of Clonostachys solani, 576 nucleotides long. The record is from the annotation of a GenBank genome assembly. Lineage: Eukaryota; Fungi; Ascomycota; Sordariomycetes; Hypocreales; Bionectriaceae.
GCAGCCGCUCUGGAGGCUGGGGAAAGCCAGAGUCUUCCACGUGCCAAAUUUGAUGCUUGCCGGGAGGCCAAUGCCGUGAUUUCUUGUGGCAUCGGUGACGCUCGAUAUGGCCUCGAGCUAGAGAGGGGGCUUCUUACUCUACGCCAUAAACUUAGGUAUUUCCUUCUUUUGUACAACCCAGCACAUUUAAAGCUGAAAAAAAUCGAAGAACUUGACUUAAAGUUUGCUAGAGAACUUACCGGGGGCGUUUAUUAUAGUGACCGAUAUGAGGCGAGCGAUGGCGAAGGUGGCACCGCCAUUGAUACCACUCGAUAUACUAAGUCACAGAUCCCACGCCUGGCUUGUGUUGCUGGAUCAUAUACCAUGCAGUUUCACGCCGAAGCCGCAUAUGUCAUUACGAAUCUAAUCCUCUGGAGGUUGACAGUCACUGAUGUAUUUGAAAACGAAUUCCCUGCAGUUACCCUCUACCACAUCCUGGUGGAUACGGCUGCGAUGUUCCUGUCGUCCAACCCCACAAGCUUGAAUGGCAUCAAACUUACCGAGAAUCUGUUUGGAAAUAUCUUGUCCGACCAACUG